UGCAUGUAUUUAUUUAUAAUUCUGUGAAUUCACUUCAGCAAAUACAAUAUUCCGAAGGUAUUUGGACCAACGCGGAAAUGCGGCUGCGCUAGAUUCCUUGUCGAAGACUCGCGUUGCCAUGGUUACCGCGACGCUAAACCCGCCGUGGGGGCAGACAUGUUCCCGUCCCUCUUAUGAGAGCGGCGUAAUAUCGACGCAGGAGCAUUUCCGGGGUUUCAGUGGUAUAUCAUAUCGUUGCUUUAUUGGCAAAGAACAAAGGGAAGCCAUGACCGAGACGGGAGAAAAGGAGGAGGAGGCUCGCAGCGACGCCCCUGUGAGUGUCGCUACGUCGCAUGCCGAGGGAGAUGAGACCGUGACGGUGGAAGAGCUCGAGGAACAGCUCAAGGCGUCGCAGAAGGAGACAGCGAAGGCCCGGGAGGAGAUAUCGACUCUCCAACAACAGCUGGCCACUUCCGUCCCGCGUGCUGAGGCUCUGCUUGCACGCAGGGACUUGGAGCGACGUAUCGACACCCUCGUCAGGGACAACCAGGCUCUGACGGACAGCGUGGAGCACGAGCAGCGGGAGAGGGAGUGGCUGGAGGGGGAGCUGAGGGCGCAGUACGAGGCCGCCGAGAGUUCCGAGCAGGAGAUGAUGAACCUGCAGACCUUCGUCAGGAACCUGCACUCGCUGGUGGAGGAAAAGACCAGAGUCAUCGAAGUGCAGAAGGAUGAACGAGAGUCGAUAACGAAGCAGCUGGAGGAGGGGAAGGAGGAGGUCCUACGGCUGCGCAAGGAGGCGGAAGGACGCAUGAGGACUCUGUCGCGGUUGGAGUCUUUGUAUAAGGAUUCCUCCAGUCUGGCGAAGACACGAGAGGAGGAGGUGACUCGCCUGCAGAAGGAGACGUCGAUGGCCAAACGUCAGUACGAUCAGCUCGAGAAGACCGUCCGGCGUCAGGACCAGAAUCGGGCUGACGUGGAGGGUCAAGUUCAGAAUCUUCGUGGUCAGCUGAAGGUAGCGGAGAAGCAGGCGCUGACGGAGGGGCGGCAGGUGCAGAAGAUAACCAGGAAGGUGGAGAAGAUCAAGAGGGAGCGAGACGUCCUCCACCGCACCUAUGUUAAGACUCUAGGAACCGUCCAGAAACACGCCGGCUUGGUCCACAUCCGGGAACUGGAGAGACAAAACGCCGAGAGGGAACUGGCGCGCAUCCGGAGGGACCUCGGGAAGCAAGACGCCCUCAUCACCGCCCUGCAGCACGCGAGGGACAGGCAGGUGGAGGAGACCGCCGUGUGGAGUCUCGCGUGGUGGACUUGGCGGCCGAGGUGGAGGCCCGAGGGCGCGAGGUGCAGAGGAGCCUCCACACGCAGGCGAUCACCCGGGCGCACCUGCAGCAGGCCACCACGCUCUCCGAGGCCCUCAAGACGGACAACUUCAUCCUCGGCAGGCAGCUCCGGAAUGUGCAGACGGAGAAAGAGGAAAUCGUCGAGGAAUCCGCAAGGCUGGCUACCAGGUCAAGAAGCUCCAGCAGAACCUCAACACUCGCGACAUCGACAUCCAGAAGCUCUCCUCAGAGAUCGGUAAGCUAGAGCGAGACAAAGACCAGCUGAGAACGGCGGAGAAGAAAGCGAAGGAUGUGGCCGACGAACGCCAUAGGACUAUCCAAUACGCUGAAGGAGAGAAGCUCGGCCUUACCAGAAUCCUACACGAC
Penaeus vannamei (Pacific white shrimp) is the source of this 1685-nucleotide messenger RNA. NCBI's taxonomy places the organism in Eukaryota, Metazoa, Arthropoda, Malacostraca, Decapoda, Penaeidae. The record is from RefSeq and is a predicted model, not a curated record.